GGUCCCGCCCCGCGGUGUCACAGCGAUAAGGCUCCGGCUGCUGGUGGUUAGCUGUUAGCUGUUAGCCGUUAGCCGCAGCGAUGGCAGCGCGGGUUCUGGUCGGGGUGAAGCGGGUCAUCGACUACGCCGUGAAGAUCCGAGUGAAGCCUGAUAACACUGGAGUGGUCACAGAUGGCGUGAAACACUCGAUGAACCCGUUCUGUGAGAUCGCGGUGGAGGAGGCCGUCCGGCUGAAGGAGAAGAAGCUGGUGAAGGAGGUGGUGGCGGUCAGCUGUGGACCUCAGCAAGUGCAGGAGACCAUUCGUACAGCUCUGGCUAUGGGAGCAGACCGCGGGAUUCACGUGGAAGUUUCUGGAAAAGACUACGACACACUCGGACCCCUGCAGGUGUCCAAGAUCCUCGCAGCUCUGGCCAAGAAAGAGGAGGCAUCCCUCGUCAUCCUCGGGAAACAGGCUAUUGAUGACGACUGUAAUCAGACGGGUCAGAUGACUGCAGCCCUUUUGGACUGGCCUCAGGGCACGUUUGCAUCGGAGGUCACAAUCGAUGGUGAUAAAAUUAAGGUGAUCCGUGAGAUCGACGGUGGACUGGAGACCAUUAAGAUUAAUAUGCCAGCGGUGGUGACGGCUGACCUUCGCCUCAAUACACCCAGAUACGCCACACUGCCCAACAUCAUGAAAGCUAAGAAGAAGAAGAUUGCCAGCGUGAAGCCCGGAGAGCUGGGCGUGGACCUGACCUCCCGGCUGGAGGUGCUGCGGGUGGAGGAGCCUGCGCAGAGGCAGGCUGGAGUGAAGGUGGAGACGGUGGAGGAUCUGGUGGGGAAACUGAAGGAGGCGGGGAGGAUUUAGAGGCAGCAGGAGGAGGAGCAGCACUGGGAUCUUCUAAAAGGUGGUGUUUUUUUAGAUCAAGCUCCACAGAUGGUUUUCGCUGUGCUUCCCCAACCGGCCGGCUGCUCCUUUCUCUACGUUCUGACUCCAUCCACGGGUGUAUAGAAGUGCUGAGAGACACUGAGCCGCGUUUUAUCAGAUUCUGCUCAGAGUAAAAGUCCUGUUUUACAUCAUAUCGAGUGUUAAACGUUGUUAAUUCUGUACUCUGAUAGAUUAAACCUGUUUAAAUACCAACAUCCAACAUAGAGCGCUCGCUAAUCUAAUACAGAUACUAGACUUGAUCUUAUAAGCCAACUUCUUUAUCAUAUAUGUAUGCGUAUAUGUAUAUAAAUAUAUCACUGCCCUCGGCCUUUAGACACCAUAGAGCAUUAUGUUCUUCUGUCAGGAACUCCAUUAGUCUUGCCAUUUGUUUUUAAAUGGCAGAUUUAAAGGCCAUAUUCCACCAGUUUUGGUCUCUUUCCUAAGAUGUAUAGUUGAUAUAUAUAUAUAUUAAUAUCAUCAGUGUUUUAAUAGAUUAGCUAUAUUUUGACUGGACGGUGUCUCUCAGCACAAACUGUAAAAGGGAGAAUGUAAGAAAUUUGUACGCCGUAAGCGCCUCCGAGCGAGUUCUGAUUGUACAGUAUUGUACUGUGAAAAAAACUUAAAUAAUAAAAACUGUUCUGUCCUUUUCA
Molecule: messenger RNA, 1555 nt
Organism: Astyanax mexicanus (Mexican tetra)
Lineage: Eukaryota; Metazoa; Chordata; Actinopteri; Characiformes; Acestrorhamphidae
Gene: etfb
Product: electron transfer flavoprotein subunit beta
Exons: 7
Coding region: 81-845 (254 amino acids)
Cellular component (GO): cytosol
Molecular function (GO): electron transfer activity
Source: RefSeq, a predicted model, not a curated record